Coregonus clupeaformis (lake whitefish) is the source of this 7560-nucleotide messenger RNA. RefSeq names its product ATPase family AAA domain-containing protein 5. NCBI's taxonomy places the organism in Eukaryota, Metazoa, Chordata, Actinopteri, Salmoniformes, Salmonidae. Bases 432 to 6125 code for a protein of 1897 amino acids. The transcript is spliced from 22 exons. Gene Ontology annotation, cellular component: nucleus. The record is from RefSeq and is a predicted model, not a curated record. Gene Ontology annotation, molecular function: ATP binding; DNA binding; ATP hydrolysis activity.
AGACGAGUCAGGCGGGAUUUGGGGAGUUUGAAGCCAAACUAUCAGUGUACGGAGUUAUUGCUUUUAUAUGGGUGUAAUUCGUCGUUAAUAGCUAGAAUUUACAUUGCAGUUUCAUGUCAAAACUUGGUUGUAGUUUCGUUACGCGCGUGUUAGUGGAAGUAGGUUUUGGGCAGCUUGCGAGCCUUCCAACUAGCUAACGUUAGCCAUGCCAUCCAACAAUAGUUUGAUAUAGUUAGCUAGCUAGCUAGAGAUUAUAUUAAGAUAUUUAUUUUCCUAGACAGAUAGCAAGCAAUCAACUUUGCCACACAAUGACAGUUAGCAUAGCUUAGAGGUUUUGUCUUCUACACUUAAGGGAACAAGGAGGAGAGGAGAGGAGAGGAGAAAAAAGCUAUUCUGAAUGUGCCCAACACCACAAGCUGGUCAGUGAAAUUAUGGCUGGUGUCGUUGCUAUGGCAUCUGUCAUUGAAGAUUUUGAGACUCCGCCAUGCAAGAAAUCACGCAAAGAUGCCCAUGCUCCUCCUGUCAUGACGAUCACAAACUACUUCUCCCCAGUGCCCAAGCCCAUGGAGAAACCCUUCUCCCCACCCAGGUCCAACAACAUCAUGGAUUACUUCAGCCGGAAGACUACACCAGUUAGAGAGAAAGGGAGUACCCCAGAGCAGACUAAGGAGAACCGCCUGGGGCCCCAGCCCUCUGAAUCACCAGCCAGCGUAGACAGCCCUGUGAGACGGCCAGCCAUGCCCCCUCAGAAACGGGGCAGGAAGCCCAGCAAAGUUGCCCGGCAGUUACAGGAGACGGAUGCUGAUGCAGGCUCCACUGAGACGGAGGAGUGUGUGGUCUUAGAGGGGCCAGGAGAUGGUGAGGGGUCAGAGGACAACGUAGUGAGCAGCAGCUGUGGCAUCCUGGGUAGUGACACAGCUGCCCUGCUGGCCCAGUUCAGUGCUGAUGCUGGUAUGGCUGGAGACACCUCUGGUGAGAAUGACCCUGGGGCGGUAUGUCCUGAGAAGGCUCAAAAAGACAAACAUCCCAAGGUGGACUCCAAAAAAAGGGCUCCUGUAAAGAAAAAGGAAAGUUGUGACGGUUCUCCUAAAAUACCUCGAAAAGACAAGGUGAAAUGGAACCAACCUACUGCAGAAAAGAGAACUGUCAGUAAGGCUAAUGCCAAGCAGCAGCAGCAGGAGGAUAAGGAAAUGGAGGAGUAUGUGCCCGAGGUCCAGGAGGCUGAGCUGUCUUUGUGUGAUGCAAGCAUAGAGGUGAACGUGGGUGAGGCGUCUCAGUUGAACGGGAGCACCGUCACCAUCUCCUUUGAGGACUUCCUACAGACUCAGGGCCAGGGAGAGGAGAAGGUGGUGGAAGAGGAAAGCAGAGUCGACCCGGAGCCAGAAGACACGUUGGAUGUACCCAAAGCCAAUGAGCCGUGUCCCCUGCAGAUAUCCCCUCGAACCCUCACCAUCCAAGCUGAGGUGCACACCAUUUCCCCCGGCCACGAGCCAGUCCUGGUUGCAGAGAAAAAGAUGGCCUCCAUCUUCUCCAGGGGAAAAGAGGAGGGGAGCCCAGCAGCUGUAGAGGUGAAGACCGCUUCCUCUCCUCGUCCCCAGUCUAGACUGGAGCUGCUGCCUGCCCUCAAACGGAAGUCCAACGUGGUCCUGCAGGAGGAGGACCUGGAGCUCAGUGUCGUCGAGUCUGAAUCAUCCACUCCCAAGUGCAGCCAGACUGAGUGGAAGCAGUUCAUGAGUGCUUUCAAGCAGCCAGCCAAGCCCGGUAUGGGCCCUGGGAAGCAGCCUGUGGACAAGGCCUCAGGGGAGUCUGCUGAGGAGGAGAAACACUCUGCUGCCCCAAUUGAGGAGCAGCCAGGUAAAAAGGCAGCUAAGAAGAAACCUCAGAGACGAGGGAGGAAGAAGGCCCUGGAGGAGGAGGAGUCAGUUCCCUCACCUGCAGCACAAGAAAACCAUGUUCCCAUGGAGACUGACACUAUGGAGACUGAUGCUAAACCCAAAGCAGAGUCUACCACUGAUGCUAAACCUGAAACAGAGCCCACCACCUCCACACCAACAACAGUCAGGAGGUCCACCAGAGAAGCCCCUCGCAGGCAGACACCUGUUGUUGAUCUAGUAACCCCAGUGAGGAAAACAAUAAAAGAAAGGGUGAAAGAUGUUGCAGCAGUCACCAAGGACUGCCCGGUCCAGAUGUCCACCCCAAAGUCAGACAAGUCAAGACACAGGGUGUUCAGAGCACAGAUGGUCUGUCCACCAGACAAUAUAGGAAGUCCCAUCAGGAUGAAAUUGACCAGAGUCUUCCUAUGCUCUGCAUCAAAAUCUGAGGGUGGAAGUGAUUUUGAAAUCCUGAGUCCCCUACCUACUAAGGAAUCCAAUGCAUCCAAGAAGAGAAAAAAGGCGAAGAAGUUGGUGGAGAAAGCCCGGGCGAUACAGCAGAGUAAAAAGGCCGCAGCCGAUAAGGAGGGUCAGAGCUCCUUACGACGCUCCUCCCGGUGCCAGGUCUCCGUCAAGAAGAGCUACAAUGAAGAUGAGGACUCAGUGGUUUGUGUGGAGGAUAGCCAGGAUGGCUCUGCUCCGACUGCCAAGGAGAAGGGCAAGGCUCAGAAACGCAGUCUAAAUGAUGUAUUGGGGAAAAAAGCACCUGCCAUCAAAGAGUCCAAGAAUCCAGCAGUGGCUCCCAUGUUCCUUGGGAAGAAAGCACAGAGGACAUCAGUCAUAUCCAUCUUUGAUGACAGCAGCCGUGAUGGUUCAGAGAACUCUCAGGAUGACGAACAGUUCCGAGCCCGCAGGGAGUUCCUGAAGAGUGGCCUCCCAGAGUCCUUCAAGAAGCAGGUAGCCAAAACUGCUGCCACCAAGGAGGCCUAUGCUGUCUCCUGCUCCUCCUUCCAGCCUGUAGUGCAUGUGCUGCAGACGUCACAGGACUGUCCUCUCUGGAGUCUACCAUGGCCUGUUUCUCCUCGCUUACACUUCCUGAAGGAGCUUUGCUGUCUACCAUCAAACCAGCUUCCAUCCCUCGAUAGUGGCACUUGCUUUAAGACUGAGCCAGCCUCCAGAGCCCACACUGAAAGGGGGUCUGGCUGGCGAGAAGAUUUCUCUGAGCCCAUUCGUAAGCUCCUAAUGGGGGAGAUCAGUGCAUCCAACCCUCCUUUCCCCGUCCAGCGGUUCCUCACACGCUUCCUGACGAGGCGGACGGACCACCUCCAGCAAUGCACAGCUUCAGAGGCAGACCCCGGCACCAAACUCCCCAGCAGUGCCCCAGCAUCGACAGAGCCUGUUGGGGGGAAGAGGAAGAGAAUGGAAGAGGGUGAGGGGGCCGUGGGAAAGGUGGCCAAGAAGCAGAGGUCCAGGAGGUCAGAGGAGGAGAAGAUAAUUGUGAUCGACGGGGACACCAUCUCCCCCGAACCUGAGCCACCCAGGAGGGGAGGGCGAGGGAGGAGGCGCAAGCAGCAGGAGAAUGAGGAGAUGAAAACACCACUCCCCUCCCAAAAGGACCCUGUGGUACUCCUGGAGGACUCUCCACUGGCUGGUAACUCUGUCAAAGAUGACUCCGUAAAAGAGGAUGUGUUGUGGACAGAGAAGUACCAACCACAGCACUCCAAUGACAUCAUAGGCAACACUGCCUCAGUGAGGAGGCUGCACAGUUGGCUGAGGGAAUGGAAGCUCAGAGCUGACCGGGAAGAGAGGAAAAAACAGAAGGAAAAGAAACAGGAGGAUGACAGCAAUGACUCAUGGGACACUGAAGACGGGGACUCUCAGGAGGGGGAAGACUUUAUGUGUAACACCCUGCUGAUCACUGGUCCCACGGGGGUGGGCAAGACCGCUGCCGUCUACGCCUGCGCCCAGGAACUCGGCUUUAAGGUGUUUGAGGUGAACGCGUCGUCCCAGCGGAGCGGCCGUCAGAUCCUGUCCCAGCUGAAGGAGGCCACCCAGUCCCACCAGGUGGACAUCCAGGGGGUCAACGCCCACAAACCGUGCUACUUCAGCAGCUCCACUGCCAGGCCUGGAUCCUCACCACGGAAGGUGAACUCUCCUCGACGGGUGGGGUCCUCCCCCAGGAAGCCCCCCCAGUCCCCCCGUGGGGCCAAGAGGGGAGGCCUGGCCCCCACCUCCCUGGCCAACUUCUUCAAAAUGGGCCGACCUGGUCCCACCAACAAGGAACCUGCCAGUGCCAGCCAAGACAAGAAGCAACCAACAGCUGUUCCUAAGAAGACCAGUAAAGCCAAGGAGAGUUCCAGUAAGACUAAAGAGCCUCAGAACGGGCCUGCAGCAGCAGCCAUCACCAAGGACUCCUCCUCCAGUGAAGAGCAGAGCAAGAAGACAGCCACGUCACUCAUUCUCUUUGAGGAGGUGGAUGUCGUCUUCGACGACGACUCUGGGUUCCUGGCUGCCAUCAAAACGUUCAUGACCACCACCAAGAGACCGGUGAUCCUCACCACCAGUGAUCCCACCUUCAGUACCAUGUUUGAUGGCUACUUUGAGGAGAUCCAUUUCAAAACACCCUCAGUGGUCAAUGUGGGGAGCUACCUGCAGCUGCUGUGCCUGGCUGAGAACAUGCGUACGGACGCCCAUGACGUCUCCUCUCUGCUCCACCUGAACGGCUGUGACAUCCGCCAGAGCCUUCUUCACCUCCAGUUCUGGAGCUGCUCCGCAGGGGGGUGGAAGCUACCCCGUCCCCUCCCAGACUCAGCCCCCACAGCGACAGAACUCAAGCCAAAGACUGAGGAGACAGCAGGGGGGUCUUUGGUGAGUGAGGGGGAGACCCCAUUAGGUCCCCUGCCCCCCUGUGACACAGGCUGCACAGAGAGCAUGCUGGGGCUGCUAAACAUGGAGCCAGAGAGGGACAUGCAGGAUCUGUUCAAGAGCCAGUCCACAGUGGCACCAGGUUGCUGGGAACUGCUGACCACCAGCAAGAGAAGAGGAAUAGACCUGCUCUACUCCAACAUGGAGGCCCUGCUUCCCUUACCCACCACACACCUCACUGUCACAACCCACAGGCGGCCACAGGAAGUGAGCAACCGGACACAGGAAGAGCCCAGCGCUGAUCCACAGGAAGUAGCCGCUAGUAUGAAUAGUAUAAAGCCAGAGAUUGAUCCACCACUACCACCUCAGACUGAGGUUGAUCCACUGCCCCACCCCAGGCUCCAGCAGGUGGCAGAGGGGUCGGAGAUAGACGGGAGCCCGGUGAAGGUGUCCUCUAGAAUGAAGAAGAAGAAGAAGCAGCAGCUGGGUACCCGAGAGGACCUGGACCCCUUUCACUCAGACUCGGAUUCAGACGACGCCUUCCUCUCCCUCCGCUCUAAACCCCCUCCCAACGCCCCUCAGACACGGACGGCCUCCCAGUCGGAAAGGGAGUACGGUCAGGACGAUUCUACCAGCAACAAGGUUGAACAAGAAUCUGUGAAGGCUAGAGAGGAAGAGGUAAAGGAGAAGGCCCCUGCCCCGGUGAGGAUGAGGAGGGUGCCGGUCACCCCGGAGCAGAGGAUGAAGAAUGAGCCUGUGUCCCGCUGCCUGGACUCCCUGGCAGAGUUCCUCGACCACAUGUCCCUCCUGGACUCCUCCCUGCCCCUCCACACCUCACCUGUAGGUGGCGCCAAACACACACACAGGACGUUCGGCCUGAGAGCCAGAGCCGAGACUAAAGACGGGAUGACGGACGAGCCCAGGGAGGAGUGCGAUGGAGGGUGCUGGGUGGAAGGGGAGAGAGCGGGGGAGAUCCAGGCUGCUGUGGAGGCUCUGAGCUUCCAGAGGUGCAGGGCCGGGGUAGAGGAGGCGUGGGGUAAAGCCCAAGGUCUAGAGGGGGAACUGGGGAAGGAGGCUGUGAACGAGCUCACACUCCCUGUGGCCCCGCACAGACAGGGCUUCAGACUCACGCAGGACAGCCCCUGUGCACCAAAAGUUCUCCAGAGGAGGAGGGAGGUGAUGGACAUUCUACCCAGCCGAGUGGCAGGGACGCUGGGUAACAGACCUGCUGCAGCCCUGGACUUCCUUCCCUUCCUACGGACCAUCUGCCGAUCAGAGACGCUCAAGGAGCAGGGCAAGGUUAAACGCAGGUUCCUCCACUACCUGGAUGCCAUUCACCUCGGCCUUUCCAAGAACACUCUACAAUACCUAGCAGAGGACUUCCCAUGAACAAGAGAGAAGUGCACUGGUGUUUCUCAAAUAGGGGGUUUAAGGACAUUUAGUCCGCCAAUUUGAGGCUUGAUGACAGUAUGAAAGCAAUCAUUAGCAGGGUUGAUGUGAUCCUAACUUGGGUCAUAUUCAUUAGGUACCGAAUGGAAUAAAUCAAACUGACACAAGGAGGGACUGACAAUCUGAGCUUGUCGAAUUAGAAAGGCAAAACUUUUUGCUACGGUGUGCCCUAAUGAAUACGACCCCUCGAUUGCUACUAAAGUCAAUGACCAGAAAUCUGCGGAUCAAUUCCCUCUUUGGAUCUGGAGUGAGGUUCAUCAUGGAUCCCUUCGAAGAGUGCUGUAACUCUAUUCGCCUGUUCAAUAUUCAUUUGUACAGUAAUAUAAAAACGGGAGUGUGUUUUAGUGUAAAUGUGUAUCAGUACGUUUUUAUAGUUGUGGCUUUUACGGAGAUGUGCCUAAUGUUUUUGUAUUCUGCUUUGCAUUUGGCAAAGCGUUUCAUUAACUAAUAAAUUUGAAUGUUCUAUGUUGAGAGAUCAUUUGUAAGAUUUGAAUAACAUACUUGUAGAAAUACACUUGUAGAAAUUGUCAGUUUAAAAGGGUGUGUUGCUUUUGUUGUCAAACUACACAAUAUUAACACAAUCCUGUUCAAGCACUCUUUUAAGUAUCACUUUCUUUUUUCUUUUUUUUACUGUUCAUAUAAUAUAAAGCCCACCCACUUUACCAGUCCUAAGUGUUAUUCUCUCAUGAAUCACAAUGGCUUCAUUAUUUGAGUGAAUAAAGGUUUGUAUCUAAUUGCAGGGUAGGAUCAGUGAUGUAUAUAAACCCUGGAUUGCUGAUGCUUUGUAUUGGCCAAUGAGAGGCUUUGAAGCCACCAGUCGGCUAUAUUGGCACUUCAGAAAAGCAGUCCUCCAUAGGAAUGAAUGGAAUUCUACAGUAUUUUAUUUAAAUGUUUCAUGGACAAAAUUAAAUGUUUUAAAGUAUUUUUGUUGUUGUAGUGGGGACCGAAACAUUAGUACUUUCUAAAAGUUAUACUUUAAGCAAACUGUUUUUAUAUAUUUUUUCAUUUAUAUUUAGCUUACAUAAUAUACAUUUAAAAGUAUGUAUUAAGGUGUCUAAUAGAAUAAACCUGGCAAAAACUAAUGUAAACAUUUGUAAAUGCAUUUUUAUAGCUUCCCCACAAAAAAGUAUAACAGUGGAGGCGCAGUUGCUUCAAAACCGCGCCCUGUCAGUGUGUAUAUAUAAAUCAUUGGGUAGGAUGUAUUUUUGAAAUAUAAAUAUGAAUCAAGUCGGGUUAGAUUGUUGUGAUCAAUCUAAUGUAACAGAAAUGAUUAAUGAAAUAUUUUUGUAUUGCUUAUUUCUUUCGGUAAAUUAAUGUAAUAAAGCUUGGAAAUAAAAAAUGACACUUGUAAAAAGCCGCAGACGCGGCGUAUUAA